UUCCGUUCGGGCCUGACCAAGGAUCGGCUUCUCGGCCGAGGGCGGGGGUACGGAGGUGGCAGCCGAAGGCAGGAGGCGGUGCGGGAGGCGAGAAGCUGCCGCGCGGACCAAUCCCUGAGUCCCGGGCCGCGACCCUGCUCCUGCAGCGCCCCGAGGAGAGGCCGGCCGGAUGGGCCGCUGAGCCGGAGUCGGGGACCGUGUGGAGCCCCCUGGAGCUGAGAUCACGAUGUUCCGCUUCAUGAGGGACGUGGAGCCUGAGGAUCCCAUGUUCCUGAUGGACCCCUUCGCAAUUCACCGUCAGCACAUGAGCCGCAUGUUGUCAGGCGGCUUUGGAUAUAGCCCCUUCCUGAGCAUCACAGAUGGUAACAUGCCAGCAACCAGGCCUGCCAGCCGCAGGAUGCAGGCUGGGGCUGUCUCUCCCUUCGGGAUGUUGGGAAUGUCCGGCGGUUUCAUGGACAUGUUUGGGAUGAUGAACGACAUGAUUGGGAACAUGGAGCACAUGGCUGCAGGGGGCAACUGCCAGACCUUCUCCUCCUCCACUGUCAUCUCCUACUCCAACACUGGGGACGGCGCGCCCAAGGUUUACCAGGAGACGUCGGAGAUGCGCUCUGCCCCAGGCGGGAUCCGGGAGACACGGAGGACUGUCCGAGACUCAGACAGUGGUCUAGAGCAGAUGUCCAUUGGGCAUCACAUUCGGGAUAGGGCUCACAUCCUCCAGCGCUCCCGAAACCACCGCACAGGGGACCAGGAGGAGCGGCAGGACUACAUCAACCUGGAUGAAAGNGAGGCAGCAGCAUUUGAUGAUGAAUGGAGAAGGGAGACAUCCCGAUACAGACAGCAGCGUCCUCUGGAAUUUCGACGGCAUGAGGCAUCUGUGGGUGGGGGGCGAAGGGCUGAGGGGCCUCCCCGCCUGGCGAUCCAGGGACCUGAGGACUCCCCCUCCCGACAGUCGCGUCGUUAUGACUGGUGAAGGCCCCAGGCUCUCAGCUUCUCAUGCUCAUCUUUCCUUCCUCCAGGUGCAGGCUGAGAGGCUGAGUAACCAUCCUUGAAAUGACUGUCCUUUCCAACCUCCAUCCCAAUUUAAUAUUAAAUUAACAGGCAAGCUGGCCCCACCUCUCCCUGGGUCUCAGGGAGAGCCUUCUACUGCCCCCCUUACCUACGUUUCCAUCUUCACCCCUCACCGCGUGUCCCACCCAUCCUGUAUCCACUAACUUGAGUUCUCAUGUUGCUGCUCCAUCUCCAAGCCGCCUCAUCUUCCCGAGCCCCUGCCACGCAUCGAAGGGUUUGGGGGAGAGCUCUGGGUUUAGGGAUCUCCGUCCCUCAGCUCCCCUGACCCUUGCCCACCUCUUCCUCAGAGCCCCACUGCAGAUACCAUGGUCCUAUAAGGGCUGUGGAGAAAGUGGACUAGUUCCAAUUCUUUGUCCCUUCCCCCACCCAUCACAGAAACACUUUCCUUUACCCUUCUCUGCCUUUAUAAAAAUUAAUGAUUUGUGCAACUUGUAACUAGGUGUUUAUGGAAUAAAGGAGAAUGGAAAAA
Mus caroli (Ryukyu mouse) is the source of this 1537-nucleotide messenger RNA. It is a transcript of the gene Mlf2, whose product is annotated as myeloid leukemia factor 2. NCBI's taxonomy places the organism in Eukaryota, Metazoa, Chordata, Mammalia, Rodentia, Muridae. The record is from RefSeq and is a predicted model, not a curated record.